This is a messenger RNA of Drepanopeziza brunnea f. sp. 'multigermtubi' MB_m1, 1173 nucleotides long. RefSeq lists its product as uncharacterized. Gene Ontology annotation, biological process: pectin catabolic process. Gene Ontology annotation, molecular function: polygalacturonase activity. The record is from RefSeq and is a predicted model, not a curated record. NCBI's taxonomy places the organism in Eukaryota, Fungi, Ascomycota, Leotiomycetes, Helotiales, Drepanopezizaceae. Gene Ontology annotation, cellular component: extracellular region.
AUGCAUUCCACUCUUUUCUUCGCGUUGGCUUGUGCAUAUGCAAGCACGGUUCUUGCAUGUACAUGUGUUGUGACGGAGUAUUCUAAGAUUCCUGGGGCUCUAGCAAAAUGCACGGAUAUUGUGCUUCAAGACAUUGCAGCGCCGUCCAACGGAACAAUCGAUCUUUCCAAGGCGAAGAAGGGCUCCGUGAUUACAUUCGCUGGCACGACAACUUUCGCGUUUACCAAUUCGAGCGACUUCAUCCCUAUGAAGUUCGGCGGAAAGAAUAUUACUAUCAGAGGUACUCCGGACUCAAUCAUCGAUGGAAACGGACCAAUGUAUUGGGAUGGAUUGGGGUCGAACGGAGGUUUACCCAAACCAAAUCAUCUCAUCGCAGUCAAGAUGAAUGAUUCGCUCAUCGAGAACCUGCAGCUCCAGAACUGGCCGGUUCGGGCAUUUAAACUUGGUAACUCAAGAGACGUCACGAUUCGCAACAUCUACUUGGACAACACACUCGGAGAUCUCCCCAACGACCUCAGUGGGGGCAAGAACGCCGCCCAUAACUCGGAUGCUUUUGGUGUCGGCACUAAAAGCAAAAAUAUUUUAAUUCAUAAUUGCACCGUGUACAACCAAGAUGACUGUGUUGCUGUCACAUCCGCGGACAACGUCACUGUCUCAAACCUUUACUGCUCGGGCACCCACGGAUUGAGCAUUGGUUCUAUCGGAGGAAAAUCUUAUAAUAAUGUCACCAACAUUCUCUUCACGGACAGCUACCUCCGCAACUCAACCAACGGCGCCCGCAUCAAAAGCAACUUCAACACGACCGGCUACGUCGCUAACAUCACCUACUCCAAUAUCCAGAUGUUUAACAUCUCCGAUUACGGCAUCGUCGUGCAGCAGGACUACUUGAACGGCGGACCGACUGGCACGCCUUCCAAUGGCGUCAUCAUCGAGAACGUGCUGUUCAAGAACAUCACGGGCACGGUAACCAGCGAUGGUAUCAGUUACUACGUGCUAUGCGGCACGGGCUGCAAGAAUUUUGUGUUUGAGGACGUCAAAAUCACGGGCGGUAAGCCGAACAGCAGCUCAUGUAAUUUCCCAGCGAGCGGAUGUCCGUUGGCCUCUUAUAAGACUUAUAAGAGCAAGCCAUUACCAAAAUAUCCCACGUGUAAGAGUCCCCCGUCCGCAUAUUGA